UGGUGAUUUGAAUAUUCCCCCACCCCUUCUCCAUAUUUAGAUCAUUGAACCCAUUCCCAUUUCCAUCAGCCCAUUUUCUUUGUUCCUGAGAUAGUUUUUGAUUGAGAAAAAGGCGAGAGGAGGUUGGGUGGUGGUAUAGAAAAUAUACAGGAGAGAGAUGGCAGUGAAGAAGAUCACGUGGAGAUCGGUUUUCCCGGCAUGUUACGGGUCGGAAAAGAUGGCGUCCAAGCGGAGGAAGGCGGCAGUGGCGGCGAAGCAGACCUCGUUUCAGAGGAUUUCGAUAUCGGAUUUGAGUAAUCCGGGGUCGACGCUGUCUGAGGAUCUGUCCACCUCUCUGAUGGGGUCAAACCUUCAUGUGUUCACGCUGGCUGAGCUGAAGGUGAUCUGCCAGAACUUCUCCUCCAACAACUUCAUCGGAGAAGGCGGGUUCGGCCCCGUCCACAAGGGCUUCAUUGAUGACAAGCUCCGCCCUGGUUUGAAGGCUCAGCCCGUGGCUGUCAAGCUUUUGGAUUUGGAAGGCUUGCAGGGCCAUCGAGAAUGGCUGACAGAAGUGAUUUUUCUCGGGCAACUGAGGCACCCGCAUCUUGUCAAGCUGAUCGGGUAUUGUUGCGAGGACGAGCACAGGCUCCUGGUAUACGAAUACAUGCCGCGAGGAAGCUUGGAGAAUCAGCUCUUCAGAAGGUACUCUGUUUCUCUUCCAUGGUCCACAAGAAUGAAAAUUGCACUUGGGGCUGCAAAGGGUUUAGCUUUCCUCCAUGAAGCGGAGAAACCUGUUAUAUAUCGAGAUUUUAAGGCUUCAAACAUCUUGUUGGACUCUGAUCAUACUCCCAAAUUAUCAGAUUUUGGUCUAGCCAAGGACGGCCCUGAAGGUGAUGACACACAUGUUUCAACCCGAGUAAUGGGGACACAAGGGUAUGCUGCUCCAGAGUACAUUAUGACAGGGCAUUUGACAGCAAUGAGCGAUGUUUACAGCUUUGGAGUGGUGCUCUUAGAGCUACUAACUGGGAGAAGAUCAGUGGACAAGACCCGGCCUAACAGGGAGCAGAACCUAGCAGAGUGGGCUAGGCCACAACUGAACGAUUCCAGGAAGCUUGCCCGCAUAAUGGAUCCAAGACUUGAAGGUCAAUACUCAGAAGCAGGGGCUCAGAGCGCUGCUGCAUUGGCUUACCAGUGCCUGAGCCACAGGCCAAAGCAUAGGCCAACAAUGAGCACUGUGGUUAAGACCCUGGAGCCUCUCCAGGACUACAAUGAAAUUCCAGUUGGGACCUUUGUUUACACUGUCCCAAGCGAAAAUGACUUGCCUAAGGAGGAGACCAAGGAAGGAGGAGAAGCACAGAAGGAACCCAAAAAAGAAAGUUCCCAUCAAGGCCAUAGGCAUAGGAUCAGAUCGCCAAAAUCCCCAACCAUUUAUUCAGAAACCGCUCUACGCCAGAACCUCAGAAACAGUCCAAACUCUCCCCUGCAUCCCAGGAACAGGGGAAGUUAGACUGACUGGUAGAACUGUAGAUCAUACUGUAAAUAGAGAUUUGUUGAGGAUUUAUCUUGAUUUCAUAGUGUCACAUAUUAGGCAUGAAGUGUAUGAAUAUUUAUGAGAAGAACACGUUGGUAAUUCGAAUCAAUUCUUUCAAAUUCGCCUCA
Messenger RNA from Vitis riparia (riverbank grape), 1638 nucleotides. RefSeq names its product serine/threonine-protein kinase RIPK. Gene Ontology annotation, biological process: protein phosphorylation. The coding region runs from base 158 to 1486 and encodes 442 amino acids. The transcript is spliced from 5 exons. The record is from RefSeq and is a predicted model, not a curated record. Lineage: Eukaryota; Viridiplantae; Streptophyta; Magnoliopsida; Vitales; Vitaceae. Gene Ontology annotation, molecular function: protein kinase activity; ATP binding.